Messenger RNA from Lottia gigantea (owl limpet), 513 nucleotides. RefSeq lists its product as hypothetical. The coding region runs from base 1 to 513 and encodes 170 amino acids. The record is from RefSeq and is a predicted model, not a curated record. The transcript has a single exon. Lineage: Eukaryota; Metazoa; Mollusca; Gastropoda; Lottiidae.
AUGUCCAGCAAAGAGGAGUCGUACGAUGACCAGCAACGUUUGGCACACCAGCAGAACACACCCACUCAGGACUAUUUGGCAUUCCUGACGGCCUUCACCCGAAAAACUUUCGUCAAUCUCAGUAAGGAGAUAACAGCCUUCAGAGAAGUAUGGGCUGCCCAAAAUGACCUGCACGCCAAGCGCUACUAUAGAGGCCACACCACAGUUCAACGGGCCUACAGAAACAAGGAUACGGUUCACUGUCUUCUCAAUGCCUUGAAUGUCCCUGGUGUUUCAACCCCCCAGGACAGUUCUGGCAUUCCUUCCACUUCUGGCGCUUUCGCAGCUCCAUCUUCCACCGCUCCUCUUUCUGGCACAGAGGCUUCUGUCUCUAUUUCACGUGCCCCUUCUUCAUGCAGUAGUAUUUCCUGUCGUGUUCAGCAGAUUCGUCAACGUACCUAUGCGGCGUCGACGAUCAUGGCGUCUUGCUUCAGGAAAGCAGACACGUCAUCAAGAAGGUUACCUCCUAUCUGA